Messenger RNA from Symbiodinium necroappetens, 891 nucleotides. Lineage: Eukaryota; Dinophyceae; Suessiales; Symbiodiniaceae. The record is from the annotation of a GenBank genome assembly.
AUGGAUCAAAUUCUGUCAGCAACAUACGCGGACAUCGACGUGACCAGCAAGAUCCGCGAGCGUUGCGAGCAACAGAAGCACUUAGGGCGUGUUUUCUUCAAGGACUUCGUGCCCGAUCUGGUAGAGGAUGACCCGCGCCCGGGUGUCCGGAAGUUCUUGAUGGUGCAAUUUCAGGAUGGUACUCAAACAACAUGCGGUGAUGGGGAUGGUUUCGAGUGGAUUCACGACAAAGCCUUGCACGAGAGCAUCGUUGGGCGAACUUAUGAGCAUCACGAGUAUAUUGCCAAAGCCAUUUAUGCCUCCGGAGAUCAUCCAGCGCCGCAGGUGGACGUCACCAACAAAGUCCGGACUCUGUUCGAUGAUGCUGGAGCAAAAAGCACAGAUGUCUUCAAACUUUCUGAUUUCAACAGCCAUUUUGGAAAUCCGAAUCCUGAUGCAUCGAAGAUGUUGGAGAUUACGCUGCAAGAUGGUCGCGUGUUCUUCUACGAUGAAGAUGAGGAGUGUGCUUUACCGCAUGGGAGGCCAAAAACCGACAAUACCUCGCAUCUACGGUGGCAAAAGUUUGGCGAAGAGAAAGUGAUGAGUGAGGCAGAGCUUCUGGAAACUUUGCGUGGUGCAGGAAUCACGUACGAUUCGAAGUACCGGGUAUGUGAUAAGAACCCAGUGGGUGCGAUACAGGAAUUUUGCAAGAAGCACGGCAAAGUUUUCCGAUGCCCCUGGUAUAACUUUGUUGACCACGACGAUUGGCAAUGGCGCAAGCUCUACUGGGCGCGACCGCGGCAGAUCAAUCCUGAAGCCGUUCUCUUUCUAGAUGGCUGCAAUGUUACAGACACCAGACAGGAGCCCUUGUCUGCACAGGGAGGUUUGGAGGUUUGCUGCUUCUCUGGGUAG